UUAUAACCCAUAUUUUGUUAACACGACCAUAAACUUACGCAAAUGUAAUUACAUUCUUCAUGCGCUUAUUUGGCGUAUACGCAAUAAUACACUUUAAUACUACUUUUGAGCGACACGAAUAUAAGGUCAAUACAAUGUACAAGAAGUUAGCAGUCUAGUGUGUUAUAUAGAAAUGUGAAUAUCUUGUGAUUUAGGCUGCGUUACGAAAUUCACUACCAGUGCUGAAAUUCUAUACUAUACGUGACAUGAACUAUAGAUUUCCAGUACUGGCAGUGAAUUUCGGAACACAACUUUAGUAUGAAUUCGCUAUUGAUAUCAUUGCAUAGCGCUGUUACGUUGCAGCAAGAUCAUCAAUGUUUGUCACGUUUAAAGACCUUCUGACUUAUUUAAAGUCUAUUAAAUUUAUUUAACUUGUUUGACGAAUAAAGUAUUAUAUAAUAAAAAAAAUAUUUGAAAAAAUUCGAAGGACAUUCAGAAUUCAAAUGUAGAUUCGUCAUUAUUAAACGUUCCAAUGAGUUUGAAUCAACAAGUAGCAAACACCACUUCACUAUCCACUAUAUAUGAUCAAAAGUAUACAAGUUUUGUAGAUACUUUGUUGAAGGAAUUAGCUGACGACUUUCAAAGAGAGAAAAGAUUUUCAGACUCAAAUCUACUGAAACUGUACAAGCUAUUUGGUGGAGUGUUUGAGAGAAGCUUAGACUUAUAUGAAAAGCAGCGAGUGAUACAAAUCUCCACAUCUAAAACGAUUAUAACAGAGCCAUGCAAGAGUGCAAAUGAAGCCAGUUGGUUGAUACAAGUUAAAGGGCACUCAGGAGCAUUGUACACUCUUUUUCCUGAAACAAAUUAUUGUACUUGUGAUGCCUUCAGAUUAAAAUAAAUGGCUCAUUUCUGUUCUCCGUAGAACAUUCUUGUAUGGCUCUUGUAAUAUUAUAGGUACCAGGUACUGAAAGAUCGGUCUGCUUAUACUUGUAAACAUGUGUUGGCCGCUUGGCUAGCUAGCAUUGACAAUGAGAAACUGAGACAUCAGCAAUUGACGCAAAAACAAUUUGACAGUUUAUUGUUAUAUCAGGUUUCAUGUGAACAUGAUGCGCUCUAAUGUCGAAGACUACAUGCUAGUCGCAAAAAUGGGACUGACAAAUUUGAAGACUGUAAUACAUUUAUUGAAAGCUAUCAAUUUUAAGGAGACAGCCACUUGCGUCGGUAAUCAGCAAGGAUUGAAGAUUACAGUCGAGGAUGCGAAAUGCAUGCAGGCUAAUGCAUAUAUUCCGUCCGAAAUUUUCCACGAAUUCGAUUUGAAGGACGAUGUUACAUUUUCAAUCAGUUUAAAUAUAUUAAUAGAAUGCCUUUGCAUGUUCUGGCCAAGUGCUCAAGAAGAUUCAGUUACAGUGCAAAUAUUUUACAAAGGCACAGGCUAUCCUUUAAGCGUUAUCAUCGAAGAAGACGGCAUCAUAACAGACUGCUCUUUAAAGACUCUAGAAGUAGAUACACUGCUAGACUUCCAUCUCGAAACAGAAAAUGUCGUGAAUAAAGUAGUGCUGCGAACGGAAUUGCUGAAGGACAUCAUAACCGAGUUAGAUCCAACUAGUGAUUUAGUCGAGUUGUGCUUAUCGCCGGAGAAACCGUACUUCAGAAUCAGCACGGACGGUCUAGGAGGCGUUUGCCACAUUGACUUGCCGCACGAUAGUGAACUAGUGGGUACUUUUCAGUGCACGGCGACGGCGACAUCCAAUUUCAAAUUGGCGCACAUUAAGCCGGCGAUGCGUGCGCUGUCGUGCGCCAACAUGGUUUCUUUAAGAACCGACACUGCCGGCAUACUGUGCUUCCAAUACAUGGUCAAAACUGAUGACGGGCACACCUGUUACAUCGAGUAUUACGUAAGGCUUUGCAUAAUAAAAUACAUGAAAGAUCCGAUAAGAAAAUCCGUCGUAUUGACAUCGUAACAUUGACAUCCAGAUGCGAAGGGAUUUUCUAUCCUUGUAAUGCUGAGUGUGGUGUCGCACCUAACGUUACGUAACAAUUUCGCAUUUUAUUUACAGAUAUCUUCGCUGAUAGAUAUGGACGAGUAAGAUCCGUGUUAAUAGUCAUUACUUAAGACUCACCUCAGGUGGGAUACUCAGAUUUGAACAUAGAGUUGAGAUGAACAGUUGAAGAUAUAAAUUUUUCAGCUGAAUCGCGAUUAUAAAUGCAAUGUCGCAUAUAUUGAUUUAAAUGAAAAAUUGAAAUCUAAUUCUAAAUUUAUAUCUGGGUAUCUUACGUGGAGUAAGUUUCAAGUAAUGACUAUUAAUAACGAAACGAUUAAACAGUGAUAAUGUGAGCGAUAAACCGUGCCUCGUCGCGUUGAAGAGUAAAAUUAUAUUCAAGCGCAAUGCAAAGUUGUAUUAAUGAAAAUAGGAGCAAUUAAAUAUAUUUUGUAUGUUUUUUA
Odontomachus brunneus is the source of this 2422-nucleotide messenger RNA. RefSeq names its product cell cycle checkpoint protein RAD1 (gene Rad1). Bases 1083 to 1940 code for a protein of 285 amino acids. Gene Ontology annotation, cellular component: checkpoint clamp complex; nucleus. Lineage: Eukaryota; Metazoa; Arthropoda; Insecta; Hymenoptera; Formicidae. Gene Ontology annotation, molecular function: 3'-5' exonuclease activity. Gene Ontology annotation, biological process: DNA repair; DNA damage checkpoint signaling. The record is from RefSeq and is a predicted model, not a curated record. The transcript is spliced from 6 exons.